This is a messenger RNA of Salvia hispanica, 1779 nucleotides long. RefSeq names its product putative protein phosphatase 2C 43. Gene Ontology annotation, biological process: protein dephosphorylation. The record is from RefSeq and is a predicted model, not a curated record. NCBI's taxonomy places the organism in Eukaryota, Viridiplantae, Streptophyta, Magnoliopsida, Lamiales, Lamiaceae. Gene Ontology annotation, molecular function: cation binding; protein serine/threonine phosphatase activity.
ACUUUUUCCCCCCUCUGUUUUCUCUCUCUAUCUUAAUACUUACUCAUAUUUAUGAUGCAAAAUACCUGAAUUUCAUUGUGUGAAUUCAAACCCCAGAUCCAUUUUUCUCGCAGUUUCUGCGAAACUCUCUUCAUUUUACAUUAAAUUUUGAGCUUCUCUACCUUUUCCGCUACUUUUGUUUGGCAAAUCUCUCUUUAAAUCACACAUCGUUCGCAAUCUCGCGAGGAAUCCCCUUCUUGGGUUACUUAAAAGUCGAGUCUUGGCUUCAGAUUGUGGUGCAUUGAUCAUUUCCUUUUCUGGGUUCUCGAUCUUAGGGAUUUUCACCUGCUAUAGCUGUGGAUUGAUAAUUCCGGGCAUAAAAAAAUCUGUGGUUUGGUGUGGUUUCGUAUUCUGCAUCAACCUCAGAAACUUCUUUGAUCUGAACUGACAGGAAAUGAGGGAUGUUCUCUUGGCUUGGAAGAUUGGUGUCCUCGUGUUUGCGCCCUUUCAGUCGAUAUGCCCGUAUGAACAGGGAUGAUGAUGGAAGCGCGGGAGGUGAUGAUGAUGGGCUUCUGUGGUCCAGAGACCUUGAGAAGCAUUCCCAUGGCGAGUUUUCUUUUGCAAUGGUCCAGGCGAACCAAGUCCUUGAGGAUCAAAGCCAGGUCGAGACAGGCCGCAGUGCCACCUUUGUGGGGGUCUAUGACGGCCAUGGUGGGUGUGAGGCCGCAAAGUACAUCUCUGAUCACUUGUUUCGUCAUUUUCUAAAACUGGCGAAAGAAACUGGAACGAUCUCCGGCGAAAUCAUCAGAAGCGCAGUAUCCGAAACAGAAAACGGUUUCCUAACUCUUGUCCGGAGAGCUUACACAAUUAGACCAGAUAUUGCAGCAAUCGGAUCAUGCUGUCUCGUCGGAGUUAUCUGGAAGGGAACACUAUAUGCUGCUAAUCUAGGCGAUUCAAGAGCCGUGAUUGGCUAUCUGGAUCGACCAAACAAAAUUGUGGCGGAGCAGCUGACCAGAGAUCACAACGCCUCUCUGGAGGAGGUGAGGAAAGAAUUGAAGAUGUCGCACCCUGAAGAUCCGCAGAUCCUAGUCCUCAGGCAAGGCGUCUGGCGCAUCAAGGGCAUUAUUCAGGUGUCGAGAUCGAUUGGGGAUGCGUAUCUAAAGAGGCCGGAGUUUGCUCUUGACCCUACGUUUCCUAGGUUUCACCUCCAGGAGCCUCUCCGUCGUCCGGUCCUAAGAGCUGAUCCAGCCAUGUUCAUCAGACUCUUACAACCCAAAGACAAAUUCAUCAUUUUUGCAUCUGAUGGUCUUUGGGAGCACUUGACCAAUCAAGAGGCUGUUGAGAUUGUCCAUAACAAUCCAAGGCUGGGUAUAGCCAGAAGGCUCAUCGUGUCAGCUUUGAUGAAGGCAGCCAAGACGAGGAAGAUCCCGUAUAAUGAGAUCAAGAAGCUUGAUCAGGGCACCAGGAGACGGAUACAUGAUGACAUCACAGUUGUUGUGCUCUUCAUUGAUCACGAGAUGAUAGAGAGGAACGAGGGUGGGCCUGAGCUGUCGAUACGAGGAUACACGGACACUGCUGGACCAUUGAAUUUUGAUUUCUAGUGAAAGUUGGAUUGCCAUCAAGAUUUGCAACACACCAAGUUUAGUGUCUUCGAGUCAUCUUCUCACUUCAAUUUCUAACAGCUGCUCUGUGAUUUGUCAUUACCAGAUUUGAUGAGACAGGAUCCAUAUACUUUGAUUUUGCAUCAAUGUUUGUAAGAAAUGUUUGAGAUAUGUGCAAAUUUUCUGUUUAAUUGGUUAA